Lindgomyces ingoldianus is the source of this 932-nucleotide messenger RNA. RefSeq names its product DUF962-domain-containing protein. NCBI's taxonomy places the organism in Eukaryota, Fungi, Ascomycota, Dothideomycetes, Pleosporales, Lindgomycetaceae. The record is from RefSeq and is a predicted model, not a curated record. Gene Ontology annotation, cellular component: endoplasmic reticulum. Bases 354 to 929 code for a protein of 191 amino acids. Gene Ontology annotation, biological process: sphingoid catabolic process. The transcript has 4 exons.
UGAUCCGACACUCAGCCUUGGGAUAUAAGCUCGUGCCCCGCGUCGCAACGUCGGCUGAGAUGGAAGGGGCUUCAAGAUAUCGGUUCAUCGGUUGUAUAGUUAUUUGAGGUGUAUUUGAGCGCGUUGUUGUCUUGCUUUUAUUGUUGUUGUGUUAAGCUUUUAAGCCGAGCUUUGGCUGUUCUUAUCUUUGGCUUUGUUCGUUUGCGACUACAUCGUGUGAUCCGACUAGAGCCUCACGUAACCUUCGAACCUCCUUCAACUUCAGCUUGUCUUAUCACUCGCACACGAUCGAUUUAACAUCGAGUACCUCUACAAGUAUCUCGCAUCGAACUUUUCAAGCAAUACAAGGCAACAUGGGCUUUAAUCUGAAGCAACAGCUUGUUGCCUAUGGCGCGUACCAUCGCGACCCGACAAAUGUCAAGAUUCAUAUGACUUGCGUGCCAUGGAUUAUGGCGACGGCUUUCUUCUUGGGCACUAACACCCCGACUCUCCCCCUCCGCACCCCCUCGCUCCUCACAAAACUCCACCUCCCCCUCAAUCUCUCCACCCUCGCCGGUCUAACCUACUCAACCCUCUACCUAUAUCUCUCCCCUAAUAUCGCGGGCUCUACCCUCGCACCGCUUGUCCUCUCUAUCUCCUCCUUCACCAACAUCCUACACACUAAAUACCAAACCUCGCUUAAGAAACUCAACACCAUCGCCAGCGCUAUCCACGUCGUGGCCUGGAUCCUACAAUUCAUCGGUCAUGGGAAGUUUGAGGGUAGGAAACCAGCCUUGUUGGAUAAUCUUGCGCAAGCGCUAUUUUUGGCACCGCUGUUUGUGUGGUAUGAGGGGUUGUUUAUGUUGGGGUUUUAUAGGGAAUUGAGGGUGGAGGUGGAGGAGGGGAUUGAUGCAGAGAUUAGGCGGGUGAAGGAGGGGAAGAGGAAAUAGAGG